Messenger RNA from Punica granatum (pomegranate), 1257 nucleotides. The record is from RefSeq and is a predicted model, not a curated record. Lineage: Eukaryota; Viridiplantae; Streptophyta; Magnoliopsida; Myrtales; Lythraceae.
UUUAUUCCCCAAAUAAAAUGGAACCCCAGUCUUUUUUCCUCCCUUCCUGACGGCGCAUUCCUGCCGAAAGAACCGUAUAUAACCCUAUAAAUCCCAAAAUCGACUUCCGGCGGUCUGUCCACCGUCCUUCCGUCGCUCCUCGCCACAACCUCACUCCUGCUCGUGCUCGUGCCUGCUCCCUCGCCGUCUCCCUCUCGCUCUUUCCUCGUCUGGCCGGCGAGCUGCUGCUCCUCCCAGCCCUCCCAGUCGAAAUCGAUCUUCCCCUGCUCGACCCGAGCUGAGCUACUGCUGCCGUUGUUCCCUCUCCUCCCAGGCGGAUUGAGAUAAGAUGGGAAGAGCCAAGAAAGGCCCGAAAUUUGCCUCUAUGAAGAAAAUUAUCACGUCCAAAGCAAUUAAGAAUUACAAGGAGGAAGUUUUGAACCCUAACAAAAAGGACCUCAGCAAGGAAAAGCUCCCUAGAAAUGUGCCGAAUGUUCCUUCUGUCCUUUUCUUCAAAUACAACACUGCUUUGGGGCCACCUUACAGGGUUUUGGUGGAUACCAACUUCAUCAAUUUCUCCAUCCAGAACAAACUGGAUCUGGAGAAGGGAAUGAUGGGCUGCUUAUAUGCGAAAUGUACUCCUUGUAUCACGGACUGUGUGAUGGCAGAGCUGGAGAAGUUAGGAGAGAAAUACCGUGUAGCACUCAGAAUUGCGAAGGAUCCUCGAUUUGAAAGGUUGCCAUGCAUACACAAGGGAACCUAUGCUGAUGAUUGUCUUGUUGAAAGAGUUACACAGCACAAAUGCUACAUUGUUGCUACAUGCGAUCGAGAUCUGAAGCGUAGAAUUCGCAAGAUCCCGGGGGUGCCAAUCAUGUAUAUCACAAAGCACAAAUAUUCAAUCGAGAGGUUGCCAGAGGCUACACUUGGCGGAGCUCCACGGUUAUGAAAGUGUGUGGUGCUACCUCUGCAGAGAAACACUUGAGUUUUGCAGUCUCGUAAGUUCAAGUUCGUUGGGUGUCUAAAGCGAGAUCCCCUUUGUUACUAGACAAGUUUUGUUAGUAAGUUUCAUCUUCAGAGCUGGGAACUAGUUAGCAGAGUAGACUAAGAAAAUCUCUAUAUAAUGUCUCUAUACAUCAGAAUCUGUGAAUUCUGAAAGUUCGGAUUGUUUUCAAGUUGGUGUUCAUGCUUACCAGAAAAACAAAAUCAUGAAACUUUUUGGAGGAAGUUGUCAUAAAAUGUUAAGUUACUUGUUUAGUAAAUGACGCACAUUGACUCGCC